Messenger RNA from Lachancea meyersii CBS 8951, 498 nucleotides. NCBI's taxonomy places the organism in Eukaryota, Fungi, Ascomycota, Saccharomycetes, Saccharomycetales, Saccharomycetaceae. The record is from the annotation of a GenBank genome assembly.
AUGGUGGAAGGUUUCAACGUUUAUACUGGCAGAGGUGGUGCUGGAAACAUAGUUUCGUCGUCUGAAAAACCAUCUCCAAAAGUUGUUCCACAAGGUUCUCAGACUCCCAACCUUUUGCAACCGGUAUUCAGCACUGGCAGAGGAGGUGCUGGUAAUAUGCGCAAGAACGUGGAUCAAAAGCUAACUCGUAAGGCGCAGGACGUGGACGACUUCAUACCGCCGGCAGAUGGAGAUAUUAACCCUGUAAACCUGGAUUUAAACGUUCAGUCUGCAAAAUCUCACGACUCACACGCCGCCCGCAGCUAUCACAGUGCGAAUACCCCGCUGAGACCAAAAGGAAGUAGGCAAGAAACACCACAAAGUAUUAGCAUCGGCAGGGGUGGAGCAGGAAACAUUCUUUCGCCCACGAACAGCAGGAAAUCCAAAACCGGCACAAAGGCUCAUAAAAAUGGGUCUAAAUCAGGACUGUGGGCAAACGUCAAGCGCUUUUUCAAAUAA